Talaromyces atroroseus is the source of this 1533-nucleotide messenger RNA. RefSeq lists its product as hypothetical. Bases 1 to 1533 code for a protein of 510 amino acids. The record is from RefSeq and is a predicted model, not a curated record. The transcript is spliced from 3 exons. Gene Ontology annotation, biological process: proteolysis. Lineage: Eukaryota; Fungi; Ascomycota; Eurotiomycetes; Eurotiales; Trichocomaceae. Gene Ontology annotation, molecular function: aspartic-type endopeptidase activity.
AUGCCUUCAAAGACCGGCCUCGCCCUAUUCGGCCUAGCCGCCAGCGCCCUUGCUGAGCCCCAGGUGCUGCACAUGCCUCUGACCCGCAACCCCAAUGCCAAUCGCCUCGCCAAACGUAACGGCGAUGCUCUGGUCGACAUCACAAACGACCUGAGCGAAGGACUCUACUACGUGAAUGCCUCGGUCGGAACUCCCGGCCAGGAGAUUCAGUUGACCCUGGAUACCGGCAGCAGUGAUAUCUGGUUUUUUGGUGCCAACUCGUGCGAUGAGAACACGACUGAUUGCUUCGGAGGAACAUAUAACCCGUCGAAAUCUUCCAGCGUAACUGUCCUGAACCCCAAGGGCGCUUUCUCCAUCCAAUAUGGCACGGCAGGAUCCAAUGUCACCGGAAACUAUAUUACAGACGAUUUCAGCGUUGGCGCAGCCUCCGUAAAGAAUCUCACCAUGGCGUAUGCCACCUAUGCCGCCUACGUUCCGACCGGCGUCAUGGGAAUUGGUUUUGACACCAACGAAGCAAUCACCGAUGAAUACGGUAGCCCAUAUCCGAACUUUGUGGAUGUGUUGGUUUCGCAGAAUGUGACCAAAACCAAGGCGUACAGUCUAUGGUUGAACGACUUGGAUUCCAGUACUGGAAAUAUUCUCUUCGGAGGCUACGACACCAAGAAGUUCUCUGGCGAACUCUUGACCGUAGACAUCCAGCCUGACGAGAUGUCUGGCGAGAUCACAAGUAUGACGGUCGCAUGGACCUCGCUGAACGUUACAGCAAACUCCAAAACAACGCAAGUGACCAAGAGUGAUUUCACGUCGCCGGCCUUGCUGGACUCGGGUACCACGAUCACUAUUGUACCGGACGACAUCUACUAUGCACUAUUCGAGUAUUUCCAAGCGGAAUCUGACGGAGAAGGCGAUGCAAUUGUCAAGUGCAGCCUUCUCGAUUCGUCCGAUGGCACUCUUGAUUUCGGAUUUGGUGGAACCGGCGGUCCUGUAGUUAAAGUACCAUUCUCUGAGCUUGCGCUUCCUGCCACUGACACCAACGGCAACUGGUUGGCAUUCGAAGACGGCGAGCUGGCGUGUGUUCUCGGACUAGAGGGGACAGACGACGGCGAGAUGCCCGUCAUUUUCGGCGACACCUUCCUGCGGUCUGCCUAUGUUGUUUACGAUCUGACCAACAAGCAGAUUUCCCUUGCACAGACCGUCUUCAACGCCACGGACAGCAACAUCGUCGAAAUUAGCUCUUCGAGUCCCGUUGCAAGCGUUGUCACAGGCGUCACCGUCACCCAGACUGCUACCAACAACCCCCUCGGUCAAGCCACAGCCACGGCCGCAAGCUCCACUCCAACAGACUCCAGCGGCAGCAGCAUCAAUUCCAUCGGUGUUCUGAGUAGCAGCACUUCCACAGCAACAUCGGCGGCUUCUACUUCUAGUCAUGGAUCCGCUGCAUCGAUCCCUGCGCCUGUUCCGGGCUUGAUGACCAGUUUGCUGGUUGCUGGGGCUUCCAUGAUGUUUGGUAGUGUGUUUUUCAUGCUCCAUUAG